CGGAUAUGGCGAGGAACAGCGCUGGCCCGUCGGAUAGAGCCUGGUGACCGGCACACGCACGCACACGGCUUCCCCUGCCCCCAACACGCACUCAGCACACACUCUGACACGCACUCACCCUGACACCCACCCAUCCUCCAAGAAAACUUAGAGGCCUUAAAAUACCCCACUGGACCCGCUACCCCACGGUCACCCACCCAUGGACUGAAUGAAGACCGCCUAUAACGCCUUUAGAUGCCUAACCAAAGAUCUGGAUGCGUGCGCCAUGAACCAGGAGAUGACAAUGGACAGCAUUGGCAGUUUGCAUGGUGGGACAAGCCAUGAGCAGGACUUGAUGAACAGCCACAGCCCUCACCACCACAGGAGGAUUCACCAGGACCUCACUUCUCCAUCUUCCAGGUCAGCAAUGGUCUCCAGCAUGGCUUCCAUCCUGGAUGGAGCUGGGGACUACAGGACGGAGCUGUCCAUCCCUCUCCACCAUGCCAUGAGCAUGCCUUGUGACUCCUCACCACCUGGGAUGGGCAUGAGCAGCACCUAUACCACCCUCACCCCACUCCAGCCUUUGCCCCCCAUUUCUACGGUAUCUGACAAGUUCCACCACCCUCACCAUCACCCCCACCACCAUCACCACCAGCGGCUAUCUGGCAAUGUCAGUGGCAGCUUCACCCUCAUGAGGGAUGAGAGGGGCAUCCCAGGCAUGAACAAUCUAUACAGCCCCUACAAGGACAUGACCGGGAUGGGGCAAAGCUUGUCCCCUCUCACAGGCAACCCACUGGGAAAUGGCUUGGGCUCUAUCCACAACACCCAACAAAGCCUUCACAACUAUGGGCCUCCUGGUCAUGAAAAGAUGCUCAGCUCAAAUUUUGAUGCCCACACUGCCAUGCUGGCAAGAGGGGAGCAGCACCUCUCAAGAGGGUUGGGUACCCCUCCAUCUGCCAUGAUGUCUCACAUCAACGGUAUGCAUCACCCUGGUCACCCUGGCCAUGCUCAAUCUCACGGGCCCGUGUUGUCCUCUAGCCGUGACAGGCCACCCUCCUCCUCCUCAGGAUCUCAGAUGAACAACUCUGGCCAGUUGGAAGAGAUCAACACCAAAGAAGUAGCUCAGAGGAUCACUGCAGAGCUCAAAAGAUACAGUAUCCCCCAGGCUAUCUUUGCCCAAAGGGUAUUGUGCCGGUCACAGGGUACCCUUUCAGACCUGCUAAGGAACCCCAAACCUUGGAGUAAAUUGAAAUCUGGCAGGGAGACCUUCAGAAGAAUGUGGAAGUGGUUGCAAGAGCCUGAGUUCCAAAGAAUGUCAGCUCUCAGGCUAGCAGCACCCGAAUUCGCCGGUAUCUUGCAGCCCUCUUGUAAACGCAAGGAACAAGAACCGAACAAAGACAGAAACAGCAGCCAGAAGAAGUCCCGGUUAGUUUUCACCGACCUCCAACGCAGAACGCUAUUUGCCAUCUUCAAAGAGAACAAGCGCCCAUCCAAAGAAAUGCAGAUCACCAUCUCCCAGCAGCUGGGCUUGGAACUUACCACGGUCAGUAACUUCUUCAUGAACGCCCGGAGGCGAAGUCUAGAAAAAUGGCAGGACGAUUUAAGUACGGGAGGAAGUUCUUCUAUCUCCAGCACUUGUACCAAAGCAUGAGGGGAAACAAAGGCUUAUAAUGGGGCACAACUCAACUGUAACCAAAAAAAAAACAUAGAAGGAAGAAUAUAUAUAAAUAUAUAUUUUUUUUGUCGAUGGGGCCAUUCACUGGUGACAAUCUUCUCCAUGUAUUUAGGCAUCAU
Messenger RNA from Spea bombifrons (plains spadefoot toad), 1773 nucleotides. RefSeq names its product one cut homeobox 2 (gene ONECUT2). Gene Ontology annotation, cellular component: nucleus. Bases 209 to 1630 code for a protein of 473 amino acids. Gene Ontology annotation, molecular function: DNA-binding transcription factor activity, RNA polymerase II-specific; RNA polymerase II cis-regulatory region sequence-specific DNA binding. The transcript has 3 exons. The record is from RefSeq and is a predicted model, not a curated record. Lineage: Eukaryota; Metazoa; Chordata; Amphibia; Anura; Pelobatidae. Gene Ontology annotation, biological process: regulation of transcription by RNA polymerase II.